Molecule: messenger RNA, 1955 nt
Organism: Catharus ustulatus (Swainson's thrush)
Lineage: Eukaryota; Metazoa; Chordata; Aves; Passeriformes; Turdidae
Gene: CDK5R2
Product: cyclin dependent kinase 5 regulatory subunit 2
Exons: 1
Coding region: 103-1068 (321 amino acids)
Biological process (GO): activation of protein kinase activity; positive regulation of cyclin-dependent protein serine/threonine kinase activity; brain development
Cellular component (GO): protein kinase 5 complex; cytoplasm
Molecular function (GO): protein kinase binding; cyclin-dependent protein serine/threonine kinase activator activity
Source: RefSeq, a predicted model, not a curated record
GCACCGCGGCCCCGGUGCGGGCCGCCUCCCCCGCAGCUCCCGGCCUCGUAUGGGCGGUGCCGGCGUCCCGGCCCCCGCACGCCCGUCCCGCUCGGCGUUAGCAUGGGCACGGUGCUCUCCCUCUCCCCCGCCGCCUCCUCGGGCAAGGGCGGCGGCGGCGGGGGGCUGCUGGCCGAGAAGGCGCCGGGAAGGGUGUCGGGCAAGGGCGAGAGCCGGCUGAAGCGCCCCGGCGUGCUCAUCUCGGCGCUAACCUGGAAGCGGCUGGUGGCCGCCUCGGCCAAGAAGAAGAAGAGCACCAAGAAGGUGACGCCGAAGCCCGGCGGCGGGGCCCCGGGGGGGGCCCCGGGCCAGCCCGACCCGCUGGUGGUGCAGCGCAACCGCGAGAACUUGCGCAAGUCGGUGGUGGGGCCGGCCGACGGCGCCAAGCAGGGCCCGCUAGCCGUGCCGGUGCCCACGGUGCCCUCGGCGCCACAGGAGCUGCACCCGGGCUCCGGCGGGGGAAAGCCGCCGCCGCCGCCACCGCCGCCGGCCGGCAGCCGCCCCGCGGGGUCUCCGCGCCGCGUGGUGGUGCAGGCGUCCACCGGAGAGCUGCUGCGCUGCUUGGGGGACUUCGUGUGCCGCCGCUGCUACCGCCUGAAGGAGCUGAGCCCCGGCGAACUCAUCUCAUGGUUUCGCAGCGUGGACCGCUCGCUGCUGCUGCAGGGCUGGCAGGACCAGGGCUUCAUCACCCCGGCCAACCUCGUGUUCGUCUACCUACUGUGCCGGGAAGCGCUGCGGGGCGAAGACAUCGGGAGCCAGGCCGAGCUGCAGGCCGCCUUCCUCACCUGCCUCUAUCUCGCCUACUCCUACAUGGGCAACGAGAUCUCCUACCCGCUCAAGCCCUUCCUGGUGGAGGGAGACAAGGGGCGCUUCUGGGAGCGCUGCCUGGGCAUCAUCCAGCGCCUCAGCGCCAAGAUGCUACGAAUCAACGCGGACCCGCACUACUUCACGCAACUCUUCCAGGACCUCAAGAGCGAGGGCGAGGGCGGAGACGGGUCCAAGCACUGGACGAUCAGCCUGGACCGCUAGGGAGGUACCAGGCCCCCGGCGCCGGGGGCGGAAGGGGCAGCGCACCGAGGGGCGGGGGAGGCGAAGGACUGCCGGAUUCCCCCCCCUGCCCCCGCAUCCUCCUCUCCUUCCUCCUUCCCCAGCCAUCAGUUCCACGGAGACGCUGCUUGGACCCUCCCUGCUCCGGAUCCGACUGCCCUCCUUCUCCGCCUCCGACCCCAGCUGGGGGCUGCGCUCCGGAGCACCGAGGCGGCGGUGAAGACCGGGGAGGGGGAGAGGUGUCCCUCCCACCUUCGCGAAGGGGGGGAGGGGGAGGCUGCGGAGCAGCGGAGGCUCCUGGAUGCGUUUUCUCUAGAAGAAAGGGAUGAAAAAAUGGAUGUGGGGGCUCGGGGGGCGGGGCGGAUUUUGGGUUGUGGCGGGUGCCCCAGGUAGAGGUUGCAUGUGAACGAGUCCCCCGGCGCGGGCAGGGCCGCCCCGCGCCUCCGCAGCGCUCCCGGUGCUGUCCGUGGUGCUGGAGCUGCCGCGCCUGAGCAGACAAAGGCGGGGAUUGCGGACAAGGCUGGGGGUGUUUCUGUGUUGCGGGCGAUGCCUUCUCCCCAUUCCCCCCGCCCACGUGUGGUAUAUGGUCCCCCCCAGCAUGGGCGACUCUGCCCCUCACCCCGCGGGAGCAGCCCCCAUACCCCUUUGUUCGAGCCGCUGGGGGGGGCUCCCAUGCCCCUCCCCGCAGGUAAAUCCCCCCCGGUGUGCCCCCGAAACAGGGGGUGAUGCCUCCCCCCCUUGGCUUGCUGCGGGAAGAGGGGUCUGUGCCAGAGGAGGCCUAGGGUGCCCAAACGGAGGGGGCUUGCUAUGGGAGGGGGGUCUCCUCUCCUCUUGCUUUGCUUCACUGGAGAAUAAAGAGGUGGCCUGGA